GCGUCGCGGGGGAGGGGCGGGGCCGUCCGCCGGCUCAGGAAAGUUCUGAGACAAGCCCAGCGAGUCGCCGUUCCCGAACCAGCUGUUUCACCUUUCUUUUUUAACUCCGCCAACGGCUUCCAGCCCUCAGGUCCGGGUUGCUCCGUUGGUCAAAGUGCGUGAGGACUAGUUGGCAAAGUUGAGGGCAGCGACGUCUCUGGGAACAGCUGUUUGCGUUCGGGGCGGAGGCGGCGCUCGAGCUCCUUGGUCACGAGCCAGCGAGCCUAAAAGGAGGGUGGAGGUUCGGGAUCCCAGGGAAGGAGAGCGAGAAAGCGGAAUGGCACGAGGACUUGAGGUUUGAGUUUCCUGUGCCUUAGCUCAGGUCCCGUCACGCUUUCGCUCCUUCUCGGUGACCUCAACCCCUUUAUACCGACCCCACCUCUCAGGAGCCUGGAGUACCGCCCCCGUAGGGGGAGGAGAAGAGGAAGAGAUUUCGAACGCGGAUUGAGUCGUCUGGGUACCCGUAGUGUGGAACCGGGGAACGCUGGUCCGUCCGGGAAAGGAGGGAGGUGUCCGGGCUCGGAGGGAGAUUCGGGUGGGCCUCACUCCAGGCCCUGCCCGACUCUCCCCGCGUGGAGAGCACGAGCCUAACUCGGGCCCCAGGCGACGUGCGGAGCGGCUGGCGCAGUCAUGGCGGACUACUGGAAGUCACAACCAAAGAAAUUCUGUGAUUACUGCAAGUGCUGGAUAGCAGACAAUAGGCCUAGUGUUGAAUUUCAUGAAAGAGGAAAGAACCAUAAGGAAAAUGUGGCAAAAAGGAUCAGUGAGAUUAAACAGAAAAGCCUGGAUAAGGCAAAGGAAGAAGAAAAGGCAUCAAAGGAGUUUGCUGCAAUGGAGGCAGCUGCCCUGAAAGCAUACCAAGAGGAUUUGAAAAGGCUUGGCUUAGAGUCAGAAAUUUCAGAGCCAAGCAUAUCACCAGUAACCAGCACUAUCCCACCCACCUCUGCAUCAGAUCAACAAAAAGAAAAGAAGAAAAGAAAAAAAGAUCCUUCAAAGGGCAGAUGGGUAGAAGGCAUAACCUCUGAGGGUUACCAUUACUAUUAUGAUCUUAUCACAGGAGCAUCUCAAUGGGAGAAACCUGAAGGAUUUCAAGGAAACUUAAAAAAGACAGGAGUAAAGACCAUUUGGGUAGAAGGUUUAAGUGAAGAUGGUUAUAGCUAUUAUUAUAACACAGAAACAGGAGAAUCCAGAUGGGAGAAACCUGAUGAUUUCAUUCCACACACUGGUGAUCUGCUUUCUAGUAAGGUCAAUGAAAAGUCACCUGACACCCUAGAAGAAUGCAAAUCAUCAGAUUCACAUAGUGAUUCUGAUGAGGAACAGAAGGCAGAAGAAGGAAAGGUCUCUACAGAAACAAAACAGCCAAAAAUAAAAUUUAAGGAAAAAGAUAAAAAUAAUGAGGAAGGAACUGACCCAGAAACACAGAAAGAAAAAAGUAUUCAAAAACAGAAUUUAUCUGGUCCAAAUGAAGAAAAAUCCAAAACUCUUAAAAAACCAAACCCAUAUGGGGAAUGGCAAGAAAUUAAACAAGAGGUUGAGUCUCAUAAGGAGGUGGAUUUGGAACUUCCAAGCCCUGAAAAUGAGUAUAUAUCAACUUCAGAAGCUGAUGUUGGAAUGGAACCCAAAGUGGUGUUUAAAGAAAAAACAGUCACUUCUCUUGGAGUUGUAGCAGAUGGAGUGGCCCCAGUCUUCAAAAAGAGAAGAACUGAAAAUGGAAAAUCUAGAAAUUUAAGACAACGAGGUGAUGAUCAAUAAUUGUAAAAGAGCUUUUUGUAUUUGCUUUUUGGAUAGAAUGAAGACAUAUAUCUUAAAGCUCCUCUGUGUUUGUUUCUAAAUACUUUAUGCUAAAAAUUUAGAUUUAUUCUAAAUGUAUUUUAUGUGAAUUAAAAUAAAUCUUUUCUCAUGUGAAAUUAA
This is a messenger RNA of Cynocephalus volans (Philippine flying lemur), 1950 nucleotides long. RefSeq names its product WW domain binding protein 4 (gene WBP4). Lineage: Eukaryota; Metazoa; Chordata; Mammalia; Dermoptera; Cynocephalidae. Gene Ontology annotation, cellular component: precatalytic spliceosome; nucleus. The record is from RefSeq and is a predicted model, not a curated record. Gene Ontology annotation, biological process: mRNA splicing, via spliceosome. Bases 670 to 1791 code for a protein of 373 amino acids. Gene Ontology annotation, molecular function: RNA binding; zinc ion binding; protein binding. The transcript has 10 exons.